This is a messenger RNA of Mugil cephalus (flathead mullet), 2354 nucleotides long. RefSeq names its product SNW domain containing 1 (gene snw1). The coding region runs from base 75 to 1679 and encodes 534 amino acids. Lineage: Eukaryota; Metazoa; Chordata; Actinopteri; Mugiliformes; Mugilidae. The transcript has 14 exons. Gene Ontology annotation, biological process: mRNA splicing, via spliceosome. The record is from RefSeq and is a predicted model, not a curated record. Gene Ontology annotation, cellular component: spliceosomal complex.
AUGGUUGCCUUCGGCCUCCGAUUCUGUUCUACCACUGCGCAUGCUCAGUGCAUCACUACGGAAGAAAAAGGAAAAUGUCUCUAACGAGCUUUUUACCGGCGCCUACCCAGCUGUCGCAGGACCAGCUGGAGGCAGAGGAGAGGAUUCGGGCCCAGAAGUCCUACUCCACCGCCUUGGUUUCGUCCCGUAGAGACCCCCCUCCUUACGGACACAGAAAAGGCUGGGUGCCUCGAUCACUUGAGGACUUCGGAGAUGGAGGAGCUUUCCCAGAAAUCCAUGUGGCCCAGUUUCCCCUGGAGAUGGGUCGGAAGAAGCGGACGUCCAAUGCCCUGGCAGUGCAAGUGGAUGCUGAAGGAAAAAUCAAAUAUGACGCCAUUGCCAGACAAGGACAGGGAAAAGAUAAGGUGGUCUUCAGCAAGUAUACCGACCUGCUUCCUAAGGAAGUCUUGAAUGAAGAUACUCCAGAACUACAGAAGCCCGAUGAGGAAGCAGUACAAGAGCUGACAGAGAAGACACGUGCUGCCCUGGACAAACAGGUGUCUCAGAAGAUCGCCGCAGCUAUGCCUGUAAGAGCUGCAGACAAACAAGCUCCUGCACAGUACAUCAGAUACACACCAUCCCAGCAGGGAGUGGCUUUUAAUUCAGGCGCCAAACAGAGGGUCAUUCGCAUGGUGGAAAUGCAGAAGGACCCCAUGGAACCUCCACGUUUUAAAAUCAACAAAAAGAUUCCUCGAGGACCUCCUUCUCCUCCUGCUCCCGUCAUGCAUUCUCCAAGCAGAAAGAUGACAGUCAAGGAGCAGCAAGAAUGGAAGAUUCCUCCAUGCAUAUCCAACUGGAAGAACGCAAAGGGCUACACCAUCCCCCUUGACAAACGUCUGGCUGCUGAUGGGAGGGGUCUCCAAACUGUUCACAUUAAUGAAAACUUUGCCAAGCUGGCCGAGGCCCUGUACAUCGCUGACAGAAAGGCCAGAGAGGCCGUGGAGAUGCGAGCCCAGGUGGAGAAGAAGAUGGCGCAGAAGGAGAAGGAAAAGAAGGAGGAGAAACUGAGGGAGCUGGCUCAAAUGGCCCGAGACCGCAGGGCAGGGAUCAAAAGUCACGGAGACAAGGGUGGCGAGGACGGCGAGGUCAGGGAGCGUGACGAGAUCCGCCACGACAGACGGAAAGAGAGACAGCACGACAGGAACAUUUCCAGGGCUGCUCCUGAUAAGAGGUCGAAGCUGCAGAGAGAUGGCGAGAGGGACAUCAGUGAGCUCAUUGCUCUGGGGAAGCCCAACCCUCGCACCACCAGCGAGGCUCAGUACGACCAGCGACUCUUCAAUCAGAGCAAGGGUCUGGAUAGUGGUUUCAGCGCUGGUGACGAUGAGGGAUACACUGUGUACGACAAGGCAUGGGGCAGAGACAUGGCCACCGGCAUGUACAGGCCCAGCAAGGGCAUAGAUAAAGACCCCUAUGUGGACAACUUUGACACUCUCGUGCGCAGCGACAGGUUUGUCCCAGACAAAGGCUUCUCAGGUACUGACCACACACAGAGGCGGGAGGGUCCAGUCCAGUUUGAGGAGGAUCCCUUCGGUCUGGACAAGUUCUUGGAGCAGGCCAAGCAGCACGGCGGCUCUAAGAGGCCGUCCACAAGCAACCGUUCGAAGGACGACUACCACGACAAGAAACGCAGGAAGGAGUGAGAGCAGACGAGUCCAUGGAGGGCACCUGAUGGGACAGUGGAACAUGAGGUUGUUCUCACCUUCUCAAUGGUUGAGCUGUAUUAUAAUAUAAAGGUUUCUGUCAAAAAUGAUCUUUCAGGUUUUUGUAUUCUUUCGGUGUGAAAGAAGACAGAAAGAUUGUGUAAAAUUCUCCCUUUACCUCCUUUUUACUCAGUUGUCGUUUUCUUUAUUAAUCCAUGAUAAACAUUCAGUGUCUGGGUAAAUACGACAUCAUAGAUGUGCCAGAGCUGAUCUGUACAAGGCAGUCGGUGCCACCUAAAAUGGGGCCUGGCAAUAUUUUGUGAUAGUAAUGCCCUGAAGUACGUAGACCAUAGUUUGUGUGUGUGGUGUUUAUUUUUUUUUGUAUGUUUUUUUUUUUUUAUGCGUAAUAUUGAAAGAGUAAACCCAACAGAAACUCAGCAGGAACUAUUCAGUAUUUACCUUCUCUCAGUCGUAUCUUUCCUGUCCCCCCUUUUUAUUUCUAUUUUUUAUUUUUUUUCAGCCAUGUUUUAUUUAAGCCCAUCGUGUAUUUGUGAGCACAGUCCAUGUUUGAGGCUUUGAUAUGUACAGCAGUAUAAACUUAUCUAGAAAAUGUAAAGCAAACCAGCGUAUAAUUCUUGUACAUUGCUACCAGCUGAAUAAAUUUCAUAAAAUGUG